Sugiyamaella lignohabitans is the source of this 1605-nucleotide messenger RNA. RefSeq names its product Prp21p (gene PRP21). The record is from RefSeq and is a predicted model, not a curated record. Gene Ontology annotation, biological process: mRNA cis splicing, via spliceosome; regulation of alternative mRNA splicing, via spliceosome. NCBI's taxonomy places the organism in Eukaryota, Fungi, Ascomycota, Dipodascomycetes, Dipodascales, Trichomonascaceae. Gene Ontology annotation, molecular function: RNA binding. The transcript has a single exon. The coding region runs from base 1 to 1605 and encodes 534 amino acids. Gene Ontology annotation, cellular component: U2 snRNP; U2-type prespliceosome; catalytic step 2 spliceosome.
AUGCCCGAGUCAACAAAAUCAGAUUUGGCUUCAGCAUCGCCACAAACAGCUCAGGGAGCUGAUAAAGACUCUGGAAAUGGCGCAGAAGCCAGUUCUUCGAAUGGCGCUCCCGCAGGAACUAUUAUCCCACCUCCAGAUGUCCGAGCAGUUGUGGAAAAGACAGUAGACUACAUUGCUCGUAGAGGUGAUGCAUUUUUAGAAAGAAUCAGGAACAGUAAUGACAGUGCGAGGUUUAGUUUUGUCAAAGAAAAUGAUCCUUACUAUAACUACUAUAACUGGAGACUGGAGCAGCACAAAUCCGGUCAAGUCAAGGCUCAAACUUCCAAUGGAAAAGAUGGUGAUUCAACAGAAGAUUCUGGUUCUACGGUUGCUACUAAAUCAACAACUCCAAAAGAACCGUAUAAAUUCGAAUUUUCGACACCACUUCCGCCUAUUUCAGCACAAGAUCUUGAAAUUAUCAAGAUAACUGCUCGAUAUGCUGCUAAAGCUGGUAAACAGUUUAUUACAUCUCUUUCUCAUAAAGAGAGGUCGAAUUUCCAAUAUGAUUUUCUUAAGCCAACGCAUUCACUUUAUCCAUUAUUCACAGGUUUAAUAGACCAGUACCGACUUGUCAUGAACCCAACUGAAGAAUUAAAAUCCCGUAUCAGUGCUGGCGCUGUCAACAAAUAUCAAGUACUUGAAAAUGCGAAACAGAGGGCUGAAUACUUGGCUUAUCAAGAAGAACAUAACAAGAAAACAGCUGAAGAAGCUGAGAAAGAGAGAAUUGCAUAUGCCCAGAUUGACUGGCAUGACUUCACUGUCGUCGAGACCAUCCUUUUCACCCAGGCUGAUCUUGACACAGAGUUGCCACCUCCAAUCACUCUUUCUCAACUUCAGUUUGCUUCUCUUGAACAGAAAAGAACCGGCAAAUAUCGCAUCGAAGAAGCUGCUCCUGACUACGUUCCCGAACCUCCAACCAAUCCGGUUAAUAAUAAAUCCAGACCCAGUCCUCCUCCUACGACAGAAGACGACAAAACCAAAUCAAUCACUGUACCAGGUGUGGGCACCAUCGACCUGUCAUCCAUUCCUGGUCUCAGUACGAACACAGACUCGGACUCUACAAACAUAUCUACAACACCAGCUGCCCGUCCUACUCCUCCUGCCUCUGCUCCUGUUCCCGGUAUGAAAAUCCGACCUGCUGGUGCAAGUGUGAGAACCAGACUACUGAACAAAAAAGAAGAGCCUACCAUUCAAUCCCCCUAUACAGGAGAAGCAAUUCCCCAAUCGAAAUAUGACGAGCAUAUGCGUAUCAUGAGUCUCGAUCCACAAUGGAAAGAGCAACGUGCUAUUGAACAGGAACGUCAGUCCACAACCAACCUUUCUACAAGCGAAGUGAGCAUAAAUCUCAAACGGUUUGCCAGCAGUCGUAGCGAUCUUUUCGACACUGAUAAUGUGCCCCAAACCGAGGAAGAACGUGACCGUAUCAAACGUGCUGCUCGCGAACCCCAGUGGGACGGCCGCCAAUCCACUAAACAGGCUGCUAUCUCUCAGGCUGAUGCUAAUCGUGCUGCCGACGAACGUGAUCGCAGAAACAAAUCUUCUUCCCAUAGACGCGGUGGUCCUUAA